AUGAAGACGGCCAUUCUCCUCGCUGCCGGUGCGCUGGCCUCGCCGGCCGUCGCCGGCGUCCACAAGAUGAAGCUCCAGAAGGUGCCUUUGUCGGAGCAGCUGAAAUACGCAAACAUCCAGGAGCACGCAAAGGCGCUCGGCCAGAAGUACAUGGGCAUCAAGUCUGAGAACCACGCCGAGCAGAUGUUCAAGGCCCCCUACGUAGCCGACGGCACACACCCAGUGCCUGUCAGCAACUUCCUCAACGCCCAGUACUUCUCCGAGAUUUCGCUCGGUACCCCUCCCCAGGACUUCAAGGUUGUUCUCGACACCGGAAGCUCCAACCUCUGGGUUCCCUCGUCCGAGUGCAACUCCAUCGCCUGCUACCUCCACAGCAAGUACGACUCGUCGUCUUCGUCGACCUACAAGAAGAACGGCACCUCGUUCGAGAUCCGCUACGGAUCUGGCGAGCUUAGCGGCUUCGUUUCCAACGAUGUCUUCCAGAUCGGCGACCUCAAAGUCAAGCACCAGGACUUUGCCGAGGCCACUUCUGAGCCUGGUCUUGCCUUUGCCUUUGGCCGCUUUGACGGUAUCAUGGGCCUCGGUUACGACACCAUCUCGGUGAACAAGAUCGUUCCUCCCUUCUACAACAUGCUCGACCAGGGUCUGUUGGACAAGCCAGUCUUUGCCUUCUACCUCGGAGACACCAACGCGGGCCAGGAGUCUGUUGCUACCUUUGGCGGUAUCGACGAGAGCCACUACACUGGCAAGCUCAUCAACAUUCCCCUGAGGCGCAAGGCUUACUGGGAGGUUGACCUCGAUGCCAUCACCUUUGGCAAAGAGACUGCCGAGAUGGACAACACUGGCGUCAUUCUCGACACCGGUACAUCUCUCAUUGCCCUUCCGUCCACCAUCGCCGAGCUUCUGAACAAGGAGAUUGGCGCCAAGAAGUCGUACAACGGCCAGUACACGGUCGAAUGCGACAAGCGUGACAGUCUGCCCGACCUCACCUUCACCCUGACUGGCCACAACUUCACCAUCGGUGCCUACGACUACAUUCUCGAGGUCCAGGGGUCGUGCAUCUCUGCCUUCUUCGGCAUGGACUUCCCUGAGCCCGUAGGUCCCCUUGCCAUACUCGGAGACGCCUUCCUCAGGAGGUGGUACUCUGUCUACGACGUCGGCAACUCGGCGGUCGGUCUUGCCAAGGCCAAGUAA
Ascochyta rabiei is the source of this 1194-nucleotide messenger RNA. RefSeq names its product Saccharopepsin. Bases 1 to 1194 code for a protein of 397 amino acids. Gene Ontology annotation, molecular function: aspartic-type endopeptidase activity. Gene Ontology annotation, cellular component: fungal-type vacuole. The record is from RefSeq and is a predicted model, not a curated record. The transcript has 3 exons. Gene Ontology annotation, biological process: proteolysis. Lineage: Eukaryota; Fungi; Ascomycota; Dothideomycetes; Pleosporales; Didymellaceae.